AUGUUCUCGUUAUCGUUAAUUCAGCCGCAUCUCCGGAUUUCAGAGAUUCCGGCGACGCAAAGCUUCAAAUCGUCAACGAUUCUGAGCAUUUGCUAUUCGAGACCGAAGCGAGAUGAACAGAGGAACGGGAAAUUAUCUGGGUUUCGACUCGUUUCUGGAAAGAGAUCAACUUUCGAUUCGGGUUUCAGCGAUUCCUUCGGGUUGGAGUUUACCGGUGAGAAUGUGAGUCGUGAUGGUUCAUCUUCCUCGCCGAGCGAACGAGUGGACUACUCUCUACUCGCGGAGAGAUCAGAGUUUGAGCUAGGGAGACAAGUACAUGGUAACAUGGUGAAAGUUAGAGUGGAGAAUCUCAUUGUAGAGAGUUCUCUCGUUUACUUCUACGCUCAAUGCGGUGAAUUGACAAGCGCGUUGCGAGCUUUCGAUAUGAUGGAGGAGAAAGAUGUUAUAUCUUGGACAGCUGUUAUAUCGGCUUGUUCGAGACAAGGGCAUGGGACUAAAGCUAUAGUCAUGUUUACGGGAAUGUUGAAUCACGGGUUUUUACCAAACGAGUUUACCGUUUGCAGUAUCUUGAAGGCUUGUAGUGAGGAGAAAGCGAUAAGAUUUGGGAGGCAAGUACACAGCUUGGUGGUUAAAAAGAUGAUUAAGACAGAUGUCUUCGUUGGAACCUCGCUGAUGGAUAUGUAUGCUAAAUGUGGAGAGAUUUCAGACUGCAGGAAAGUGUUUGAUGGGAUGAGCAAUAGAAACACUGUCACGUGGACUUCGAUUAUCGCUGCGCAUGCUCGGGAAGGUUUUGGUGAAGACGCUAUUAACCUCUUUAGGGUAAUGAAGAGGCGGCAUUUGAUCGCUAACAAUUUGACAGUAGUGAGUAUCCUUAGGGCUUGUGGAUCCGUUGGGGCUUUGUUGUUGGGGAAGGAGCUUCAUGCUCAGAUAAUCAAGAACUCGAUCGAGAAGAAUGUCUAUAUAGGAACGUUUUAG
Messenger RNA from Thlaspi arvense, 975 nucleotides. Lineage: Eukaryota; Viridiplantae; Streptophyta; Magnoliopsida; Brassicales; Brassicaceae. The record is from the annotation of a GenBank genome assembly.